AUGGAAUUGGAACUUUGCCACCAAUUGAUCAAUUAUCCAUGCACUACAGUCCAGUCUUUUGUAUUUUAUGAGAGUCAAGAGGUGGAAGGAAAGGUUUCCAUGUCCAGGGAGGCUAAAUUAGAAUUUCUGAAGCGUAAAAGGCUUCAGCGGAUGAAAUCAGAAACUUCAGGUGAUGCUGCAUGUGUCGCCAACAUGAUGAGUAGAAGUGGAGGAGAUUCUUUAAGAGGUUCUGCAUCAUGUGGCACGAGAUUGCAUAGUAAUGUAAAUAUGCUUUCUCGAUCUGGUAGUGCUUCAAAUGAUAAGGAUGUUUUCUCAAAGCGCAAGGUUGNUGUUGUAGUUGUUGAUUUUUCAGACUUGUGA
Molecule: messenger RNA, 360 nt
Organism: Ilex paraguariensis (yerba mate)
Lineage: Eukaryota; Viridiplantae; Streptophyta; Magnoliopsida; Aquifoliales; Aquifoliaceae
Source: the annotation of a GenBank genome assembly